AUGACAAAUUUCUUCUUAUGUUAUGAGUGUGGUGCAACUUUCAAUGUAAGAAGCGACUUUGAUGAGCAUGUUUUGGUGCAUCAAGCAGUCUCUCUAUGCUAUCAAAUUUAUGAAUUCGACAAAAGAGGAUCUUCUACUAUCAAGGCUAAAGAAGAAAAUCAGCAUACAUCAACUAAAGAGAGCUUUAAACCGCAGGUAGUCAAGUUAUCGACAGCAUUUCGCAAAGCAUCUUCUGAUUGCUCCCAGCGAAAUGCACGAAAAACAACGGGAACGAAACGGAAAUUAACGGAUCUUCCGUUUUCUCCCGAUAAUCCUUCUAAAGUGCCUUGCUUGAAACAAAGGAAGAAUUCCCAAAACGAUGUAAAAACUACGAAAGUUAACAAAGCACAGGAUAAUUCAUCUCCUAUUACCACUGUUAAUUCACAAACUGUUCACCCGCAAAUGGAUAAGGAAUUUUCAAAAAUAAAAUUGGAUGAACUGAAACUUACGAGAAAAACCAGUUCGACGGAUGUUCCGAUCACAAGACCUCCUGUAGAUACUUCUGGAUCCAUUCACACUGAUUUAAUAGAAAGUCAAAUGACGAAUCCAGCGAAAGUUAUUGAACUAUCAAAAACUGAUGUACCCAUGGCAACGGCAACAACAUCAGCAGGAAUAACCAUCCCUUCAUCAUCAUCAUCUACAUCUUUAACUACAACAACAAGGCAUGGCGGAUCAGCAACUUCUCCGAUGCUCCCAAAAUGUUUGAACUGUGAUUAUCGAAGUAGUCAAGGGACGGAUAUGGUUGAGCACGUUGUUCGAGUCCACAAAACAUCCAUUACAAGUCUUGAAAGAGUAGAUUUCAUAGAUGGGAAAUGGUCAGAGGCGGUGAAGCUUGAGCCGAGACAGCAAUGUGCUUAUUGCGUUCGAACGUUCCGAGAAGUGACAGAUUACUUCCUACAUGUGAUAGUUUGCCACAAAAGAAAUUUGUUAUUACCGGGUGUGAGUAAAUAUAACUGUAUCGUUUAUCUUGCUCAUCCCGGCAUGCCUACACACAUGGUUCGUAUUUUCAUGAAGAGACCAUAA
Messenger RNA from Cercopithifilaria johnstoni, 1062 nucleotides. The record is from the annotation of a GenBank genome assembly. NCBI's taxonomy places the organism in Eukaryota, Metazoa, Nematoda, Chromadorea, Rhabditida, Onchocercidae.